Molecule: messenger RNA, 1512 nt
Organism: Cokeromyces recurvatus
Lineage: Eukaryota; Fungi; Mucoromycota; Mucoromycetes; Mucorales; Mucoraceae
Exons: 2
Coding region: 1-1512 (503 amino acids)
Biological process (GO): establishment or maintenance of cell polarity; ubiquitin-dependent protein catabolic process
Cellular component (GO): MUB1-RAD6-UBR2 ubiquitin ligase complex
Source: RefSeq, a predicted model, not a curated record
AUGCGUGAACCUAAUUUUAGUUCCCCAGCACAAAAUAAAGCAGCUGUAGUUGUUACUUCUACCUUAUAUGACAGAAGAGCUUUAGAUUGUACAGCAACUUUACCAUUAGUGAAUUCUUUAACUCAUCUAGCUUACAUGACAUCAACUUCACCACGCAUUCGUGAAAUAUUAGCAGCAGAUGGAGGAUUAGAAAGAUUAAUAAAGAUAUUAGCUACUUGCCAACAUACAGAUAAGCAUUCUUUAUGGAAAUGGUCAUUAGCAUUUCAAUGUGUUGUUAACAUUGGUGUUCGUGGUACAGAAGCUAUUCGGUCUCGUGUGGUUGAAGCAGGUGCUGUCCAUGUUAUUCUCGCCAUUCUCGAAAAUUUUAUAAAUGCACUUGACCAAACAAAAAUAGAAAAGGACCAAGAAAGAAAGCAACAUCUCUAUAGUCACACUCCAACAACCGCUUUAAGCUUACCAACUAUGCCAUCUGAAAAUAAACAAUCUUUGAAUACUUUUAACUCUCUUUCACAGCAUCAUCCUCAGCCUCAAGUUAAUCAUCAUAACAUGUUAUUUGUCAUCCCUAAACGUCGUACAUUCUUAAAGCGUAUUCGAAAACCAAAACCAAAACCAUAUACCGCAUCAUUAUCUACUAUUCCACUUUUAAAUAAUUUAUCUAAUGACGCAAUACUUCAUCGUGAAGAAGAUAUUCUUUUAUCUUUACAAUUGCUUGCUUAUCUUUCUAAAUACCCUUCUAUUCGUCAAGCCUUUCAUAAUAAUCAUCGUCAUAAUGUCUUUUCUGUUGUUGAAAAAUUUACUCAUCGUCUUCAUCCCGCUGCUAUUAUUUAUUGGGCUGGUGUUAUCAUGAGGAAUGCUUGCAGAAAAGAUGAAGCAAGAGGUGGUGUAAGACAAUGUGCAAACAUGCAAUGUGGUAAAUGGGAGAGAUUCCCACGUGAAUUUGCUAAAUGUCGUCGAUGUCGAAAAGCAAAAUAUUGUUCUAAAUCAUGUCAAUCUAAAGCUUGGGCAGAUGGUCAUCGAUGGUGGUGUGUAGAAAGACCUCAUAGUUCACAUCCACCUAAUGCGACAUCAUCUACUACUCAGGCAGCAGCAGCAGCAGUUGUUGCAGCAGCUCCACCACCUCCACCCCCUGCUGAACAAGUUGUUCAUCUUGAAGACAAUGUUACUUCUGAUGUUAUGGCUAUACCCAUUGCAGAACAUAAUAAUGGACAACAAGAUAAUAAUAAUGUAACAGAAGAUACAAAUGCAGUUACUACUACUACUACAAACACUCUUAGACAAUCAUCUCUACCUAAUAAUACAACAGCUUCUCCUACUACAACUACAUCAAAUCAUAUGACAUCUAUAUUAGCUAGUCGUCCGCCACGUGAAGGAGAUCUACUAUUUUAUCACCAUUCUCAACGAAGGAAUUCUCGCUCUGCACGUAGUUUUGCUUCUGGAAGUUCAACUGAAGUAGAAGCAGAUACUUCAGAUAAUUCACACGAACGUCCAAGAGAUUUAAUGGAUGUAGAUUAA